AUGAAUCCUGGACGUUUGCAAUUAGCUGGUCUUGAAUUCCGCGGUCAUGCCAUGUUUAGUCAUUAUCAGCUGCCACUUAUUUCCGAUGCACUCGAAUAUGCUUGGUUAAUGGAACUUACUAUGGGUCGACUCUCUGGUCAAGUUACGACCCCAGAACUCGUAACUUUAAUAAACUUCUUAUCUUCUUUCCUGAGUACUGCUACCGAUCUAGAAAACGAACUCAUUCCGUCUCGCAGCUAUGAGCUUUGCCAACAUUCAUGGCCUCAGGAAGCAGGUUAG
Messenger RNA from Protopolystoma xenopodis, 279 nucleotides. The record is from the annotation of a GenBank genome assembly. Lineage: Eukaryota; Metazoa; Platyhelminthes; Monogenea; Polystomatidea; Polystomatidae.